Microplitis mediator is the source of this 3220-nucleotide messenger RNA. RefSeq names its product serine/threonine-protein phosphatase PP1-beta catalytic subunit. The transcript has 7 exons. NCBI's taxonomy places the organism in Eukaryota, Metazoa, Arthropoda, Insecta, Hymenoptera, Braconidae. The coding region runs from base 32 to 1102 and encodes 356 amino acids. The record is from RefSeq and is a predicted model, not a curated record. Gene Ontology annotation, cellular component: nucleus; cytoplasm. Gene Ontology annotation, molecular function: protein serine/threonine phosphatase activity.
UGGAUCGUCAGUACACGGUUAGUGUGAAAAAAUGGCGGAUGUCGACUUGAAUAUCGACAAUUUAAUUCAAAGAUUACUCGAAGUAUUUCAAACUCCAAAUGAACAAGUUGUUCAACCGAAGAAAGGCAGACUUACUGAUAUAUUCAUGUCGGAUUUUUCGGUUCGAGGAUGUCGUCCAGGAAAGUCAGUUAUUAUGACGGAGGCUGAAGUACGCGGUCUAUGCCUAAAAAGUCGUGAGAUAUUUUUACAACAGCCAAUACUAUUGGAAUUAGAAGCGCCACUAAAAAUAUGUGGUGAUAUACAUGGACAGUACACAGAUUUAUUGCGUUUAUUUGAAUAUGGGGGUUUUCCGCCCGAAUCAAAUUAUUUGUUUUUGGGUGAUUAUGUUGACAGAGGUAAACAAUCACUUGAAACAAUAUGUUUGUUACUAGCAUAUAAAAUAAAAUAUCCAGAAAAUUUUUUUUUAUUACGUGGUAAUCAUGAGUGUGCUAGUAUAAAUAGGAUAUAUGGCUUCUAUGAUGAAUGCAAACGUAGGUAUAAUAUUAAACUGUGGAAAACAUUUACGGAUUGUUUCAAUUGUCUACCGAUUGCUGCUAUCAUCGAUGAAAAAAUUUUCUGUUGUCACGGCGGACUCAGCCCUGAUUUGCAGGGAAUGGAACAAAUUAGAAGAAUCAUGCGACCAACAGAUGUACCAGACACUGGUUUGCUCUGUGAUUUACUGUGGUCAGAUCCCGACAAAGAUGUUCAGGGUUGGGGUGAAAAUGAUCGCGGUGUUUCUUUCACCUUUGGUCCUGAUGUAGUGUCUAAGUUCUUGAAUCGGCAUGAUAUGGAUCUAAUAUGCCGUGCGCAUCAAGUUGUAGAGGAUGGUUACGAAUUUUUCGCAAAACGUCAGCUUGUCACGCUAUUCUCCGCCCCUAAUUACUGCGGUGAAUUUGAUAAUGCCGGUGGCAUGAUGAGUGUUGAUGAAAAUCUCAUGUGUAGUUUUCAGAUUUUAAAACCGUCCGAGAAAAAAGCUAAAUAUCAAUACGGUGGGAUGCCUGGAAUCCAAACAGGAAGACCAUCAACACCACAAAAAAAUCCAACAAAGAAAAGCAAAAAAUGAUCUUCACCAGCUGAUCCUGCAUAGCAUUCACUCAUGUCAUUUUAGUUGCGGGGGCGUUCAAUUAUUCUAUUGAGCCGAUAAUUUAAAAGUCGAAUGUAUACAAGUACCUUCUUCUUCCUAUUAAUUCGAUUACAUUAUAUAUAUAUAUUUAAACUAAAAUAUCAUAUAUACAAUUAUUAUUGUUAUCAAAUAUUAUUAUUAUUGAUAAAAAAAACAUAGAGUUUAUAUAUUAUUUAACUAUCAAACUUAUAUUUGAUUAUUUUUUAAUACAAAGGAAAAAAAAUUAAAAAAUAUUUAUUAUACUAAUACUUCCAUCUGCUAAUGAUUUUUUUGCAUUUUGUAUUAACACUUAAUUUAUUUUUUAUUUAUUCACUAAUUAUAUAAACGCUUAAAUAAAUACUUUGAUUUAUCACUCGUACAUAUGACAUAUAUCUUAUAUAUUUAAUUAAAAAACAAAUAUAUAGAUUAAUAUAUAUAUUUAAAGCAAAACCAAUUAGUUUGAGAUUUUAUUUUAAUGUUUAAUUAGUAAUUGACAUUUGACCUUUUUAAUUUUCAUAUUUAUUUAAAUUGUUGAUAAAAAUAUGAAAAUUGAUAUUUAAUCUGCUGGUAAUUUUUUUUAAGGACAUUCUCAGAUCUCCCCCCGACUUUUUAAAAAUAUUUAAUGACUCAACUGUCAUUAUCGUAUUGAAAUUUCGAUGAUUAAUUAAAAAUUAAUGGAAAAAAAGACAACAAAGUUGCGAUUUCUUCGAUAUGUAGAUUUAAAAAUGAGGGUGAAUGUAGCAGACAUCAGGCAAUUUUAAAAUUAUUAAUAAGUAGAUUAAUUAAUUAAUUAAAUUAAAAUUUCCCAAAAAUGCGCAUUUAAAAAAUUUUGAAAUUAAUAAGUGCAUUUUUUAUUAAUUAUUUACUCUAUUUAUUUAUUAUUUUAAAUUCGUCUGAUGUUUGCUACCCCUGAUUGAAAACUCCGAUUGAUUCCGAUUGGCUCCGAUUAACUCCGAUUAAAAUCUGAUAGACUUUCAAUCAGAAUUUAUUGGUUUUAAUCGGAGUUUUUAAUUAGGGACAUUCACACUGACAUUAAAAAAAAAAUUAUUUUCGAUUUCUAUCAAUUAGAAGUUAAACGAAAUUCGGUAAUUAAAUUUCAGCAUAAAAACGGCUGCCCAAUUUCAAAACACCGUAACUGACCAAAAUAAAAUUUUUGAAAUACGCAUCGAAUCAUGUUUCAUAAGACUCCACUGGAACUUAAAAUACUAAAAAAUCAAUUUUGAAAAAUUUGUCACUUACUGUGUUUUAAAAUUAGGCAGCCGAGAAAUUUGACUUUUCGAAUUAUGCAAAAUUUAACUGAAAUUUAUUUACCAAAUUUCGUUUAACUCCUAAUUGAUAUCAACUGUAAGUAUUUUUUUUUUCAAAUCUAUAUCUCAGCAUCAAUUACAAAUACUUUAACCUUUUUUUAAUUAAUGCUUAAAAUUUUUCUUGAUUAAUUGAUAAAUUUCUAAUAGAGUAAUGACAGUUCAGUCAUUGAAUACUUUUAAAAAGUGGGGGCGGGUAUUGUUUAAGAAUGUCUUUAACUUUAUAUUAAGAAGUAUUACUCAGUGGCAUCGCAUUGUCAAUAUAACCCAGAUAGAGAAAUAUUAUUAUUAAUUUUUUUUUUUCAUAGCUUAGAAAAAUUUUAAUAAAAAAUUUUAUAGCAAAGUCUUGAUAUUUAAAAUUUCAAAUAUUUAAUAAUAAUUUGACAAAGUGAAACACUAAAUAUAUAUGAUUAUUAAUAUAUAUUUUAUAUGAAAAAAAAAAAAUUAGAUAAAAAAAAAUUUUUAUAUUCAAAAUUUAAAUAAAAGCGCGUUGACUUAUUCGAGGUAAUUAAUAUUUUUUUCUAUCUGGGAGGUACAAUUUAAAAAAAAUUUUUAAACUUUGAAUUCUACUUAAAUAUUAACAGUAAAAAUAAAUGGAGGAAAAUAUAAAAAAUGAUUAAGUACGCCGACAUUUAAAUGAAUUUGUGUAUUGAUGAAUGAUAAUAAGUAAAUAUGAAUGAAAGAUUGAUUGAUUUAAGAUAAAAAAAUAAAUAUAUAACAGUAUUUUUAAGGCGAUGCCUCUGUAUAGAUAAUUACAUUAAGCACUACUGUCUAU